Molecule: messenger RNA, 753 nt
Organism: Dermatophagoides farinae (American house dust mite)
Lineage: Eukaryota; Metazoa; Arthropoda; Arachnida; Sarcoptiformes; Pyroglyphidae
Source: RefSeq, a predicted model, not a curated record
UAAAUGGUCAAAGAAAUAAAAAUAGUGAUUUUCAAUCAAUUUCAAACAAUGUAUUAAUAAUGAAUGGUGAUGAAAAGCAAACAAUUUUAUCGACAAAAUCGCCUAAUGAUGAUUCGAAUUCAUCAUCCAAAAAUGAUUCGAAUAUUGAUCCAACAAAAGCAACAGAAGAACAAUUGUUGCUGCUAAGUGGACGUCUGUCAGAUCAUUUGCCACAAUUUUUUCAAAAACCACAUGAAUUUCGUCUCUAUAAUCGUAACAUUAUAUUCGAAGAUAAUAUUCGUAAUGUUCGUACCGAAGGUAUGAAUGGAUAUGCAUGGCAAAUAGCAAAGAUUAAAAUGGGUGCACAUUUAAAAUAUGGUAAAGUUGCAUUCAAUGUAUUAAAAUUAACAAAACACGUUGAAGAUUCUACCAUAAAAAUACGUUGGCGUAUCGUUUCGUAUCCUGGUAAUCGAAUCGUGUUAGCUUUCUGGAAAUUUAAACUAUGGAAUGCAAAAGAAUCAUUGGAAAAAUAUAAAGAUGAAUGGAUCGAUGGAUUUUCCAUACUUUAUGUCGGUGGUGAUGGAUUGAUUUAUCGUCAUGUUUGUGAUAAAGUUAUGCCCGAUACGGAUGAAAUUGAAUCGAAUAAAACGACAAAAGGAUUGGCAGCCAAAUUAGGUGUAGUAUGAUGAUAGAAUAUAUGGAAAACAUUUAUUAUUAUUAAAAAUAAUUUUGUUAAUAAAUUACAAUCAAUAAUUAAAUUUGAAUUAAGUUAGA